AGAAAAGAUGAGGGCUAGCCCCGCCCAGGAAAUCUAAUUUUAUAUUCCUGUUUGUGAAAAGUUUUGUUGUAACAGAGGCUGCCGGUGAGUGACCCGCCUUGAUCCCUGGAAACAUGUACACAGCAAUCCCCAAAAGUGGAUCUCCCUUUGAUCCUUCUGUCAAGCAACCAGGCCUGUAUAUAUGGCGAGUAGAGCGGAUGAAGCCUGUGUCUGUCCCGGAAGAGAUGAAAGGCAUAUUCUACUCUGGGGAUUCUUACCUGGUUCUUCACAAUGGAGCUGAUGGGCACUCCAAUGUGCACAUCUGGAUUGGCCAAAACUCCUCCCGGGAUGAACAGGGGGCCUGUGCUCUGCUUUCCACCCACCUCAACUCCUUCCUAGUGGAAAAACCGAUCCAGUACCGGGAAGUACAGGGUAACGAGUCAGAUGUUUUCAUGGAAUAUUUUCCCCGUGGCAUACAAUACCAGGAAGGAGGUGUGGAAUCUGCCUUUUCCAAAGCAAAGCUUAGUGAGCCAUCUGGUCCCACUCACAAACUCUACCAAGUAAAAGGGAAAAAGAACAUCCGAGCUACGGAGAGGGAGCUGAGCUGGACAAGUUUCAACACCGGUGACUGCUUCAUUGUGGAUCUGGGAGAUAUCAUUAUUACUUGGUGUGGGGCAAAAUCCAACAUCCUGGAGCGCAACAAAGCCCGAGACUUGGCGACGGCAAUUCGGGACAGUGAGCGGAAGGGGAAAGCCAAAGUGGAAAUUGUGACUGAUGGUGAAGAGCUGGCAGAGAUGAUAGCGGUCCUGGGUCCCAAACCAAUUCUGAAGGAGGGCAGUCCGGAGGAGGAUGCCAUGGCUGAUCGGAAGAAUGCCAUUGCUGCUGCACUCUACAUGGUCUCAGAUAUGACUGGGAAGAUGAGGCUAAUCAAGAUUUCCGAUUGCAGUCCAUUCAGCCAGAAUCAUCUUGUCACAGACGAUUGCUUCAUCCUGGACAAUGGCCUCUGUGGCAAAAUCUACAUCUGGAAAGGCCACAAAGCAAAUGAGCAGGAGCAGCAGGCAGCUCUGCAGGUAGCUGAGGAGUUCAUCUCCCAGAUGAAUUAUCCUCCAAACACCCAGGUGGAAAUCUUGCCCGAAGGCCGUGAAAGUCCUCUCUUCAAGCAGUUCUUCAUAAACUGGAAGUGAAACCUGA
Molecule: messenger RNA, 1170 nt
Organism: Euleptes europaea (tarantolino)
Lineage: Eukaryota; Metazoa; Chordata; Lepidosauria; Squamata; Sphaerodactylidae
Gene: CAPG
Product: capping actin protein, gelsolin like
Exons: 11
Coding region: 114-1163 (349 amino acids)
Biological process (GO): actin polymerization or depolymerization; actin filament severing; barbed-end actin filament capping
Cellular component (GO): actin cytoskeleton; cytoplasm
Molecular function (GO): phosphatidylinositol-4,5-bisphosphate binding; actin filament binding
Source: RefSeq, a predicted model, not a curated record